AAGAAAGAAUCCAAGGAGGAGGGAGGAAGGAAACGGACGGUUUUAAUUUGUAGAAUAUUCUGUGAAGAGGUUAAUGAUUCAGCAAUCGCAAAAGUGCCGUUAAAACAUGUCUGAUUAGUUUUCUAUAGCAUUAUUUUAAGUUAAUUCUUUGUUUCAUUGUGUACGAAUUGUGAAUCUUCCAACAACCAGACGACGACCACAAUAAAAUGGCGACGGACCAAGCGAAAAACCGCAUGCAUGUUUUCAAGAAUACUGGCAAAGAUGUCGAUGAAAUGCGCAGACGACGAAAUGAAGUGACAGUUGAGCUUAGGAAGAAUAAAAGGGAAGAAACGCUUCAAAAACGUCGUAAUGUACCCAUUAGUGACUCUACAGACGAAGAUGAAAUUGAAAGAACAUUGGCAUCUACAGAUUUACAAGAGCUGGUUAUGAAUGCGGCGAACAUCGAGAACCCCGAAGUGCAGCUAAGCGCAGUUCAGCAAUGUAGGAAAUUAUUGUCCUCCGAUAAGAACCCGCCAAUAGACGACUUGAUAAAAACAGGGAUUCUUCCUAUUCUCGUCAUGUGCCUUUCUAGGGCAGAUAAUCCUACGCUCCAAUUCGAAGCAGCUUGGGCCCUUACGAAUAUCGCGUCAGGGACAUCUGCCCAGACGAACAAAGUUGUCCACGCCGGUGCAGUGCCAUUGUUCUUGCAAUUACUCAUGUCACCCCACGAGAAUGUUUGUGAGCAGGCUGUCUGGGCCCUCGGUAACAUCAUUGGUGAUGGACCAGUUCUGCGUGACUUUGUCGUAGAGUUGGGAGUUGUCAAACCUCUCCUUAGUUUUAUUAAACCCGAUAUCCCGAUAACUUUUCUCCGUAAUGUAACAUGGGUGAUUGUGAACUUGUGCAGGAGUAAGGAUCCUCCACCCCCCGUCAAGACUAUCCAAGAAAUAUUGCCUGCUCUCAAUGUUCUCAUCACACACACAGAUAUCAGUAUUUUAGUAGACACAGUAUGGGCCAUCAGCUAUCUAACAGACGGAGGCAAUGAACAGAUCCAAAUGGUCAUAGACUCUGGUAUAGUGCCUAAACUGAUACCGCUGCUAUCACACAAGGAAGUCAAGUGCCAAACCGCAGCCCUGAGAGCUGUCGGAAACAUUGUCACAGGAACAGAUGACCAGACGCAGGUGGUGCUCAAUUGUGAUGCCCUAUCUCACUUCCCAGCACUACUGUCACAUCAGAAAGAAAAGAUCUGCAAAGAGGCCGUCUGGUUCCUCUCGAACAUUACAGCUGGUAACAAGCAACAAGUGCAAGCGGUGAUUGACGCUGGCCUGCUGCCCAAGAUCGUGGACAAUCUCAGCAAGGGCGAGUUCCAGACACAGAAGGAGGCAGCUUGGGCUGUCUCGAAUCUGUGCAUCAGUGGCACAAAGGAACAGGUGGCGGCGCUCAUACAGUGCGGUGUUAUACCGCCACUGUGCAAUCUGCUCUCUUGUAAGGACACACAAGUCAUCAAUGUGGUGCUGGAUGGUCUCAGCAACAUGCUGAAGAUGUCCGGAGACAAUGCGGACCAGGUCGCCAACAUGAUCGAGGAGUGCGGAGGCAUCGACAGGAUUGAGGAGCUGCAGGGCCAUGAGAAGGUGGAGAUCUACAAGUUGGCUUAUGACAUCAUCGAACAGUACUUUGCUGAUGAGGAGGAAGACGCGACUCUGGUACCAACGUCGGCAGAACAAGCCUUCCAGUUCGAGCCGGCGUCCAGCGGCCCUCACGACGGCUUCCGCUUCUAGACACACACACACCACACCACACAUACACACACACACACCUCCACACAUCGACACACGAGUCCACAUCUGUGGACAGGAAGACACUCCAUACUAUCUGAAGUCUUUGUUUUGGUAGUUAUGUUUAGUCAGAUGCGAUUUCGGAUUACUAUGGGACGUCUUGUAUAGAAUCUAGGAUCAUUCAAUAAUUUCACGUGAACGGGAUCGCCCCGCAGUCGACAGCGGCUGUAUAUUAUAUAAUCUGUAUAUUUUCCUAGAAUGAAUUGGCCGUUCGAGAAUCGCCCCCCGCGGACUCCAGCGCCGCUGCCAUUCAUCCCGCGACCCGCUCACGUCGAACUAUUGGCAUAGCAAUAAUAAGUGUCUGUUGUGAAAUAAUUUAUUUUAUUAAAAAAAAAAAAAUAAUGAUGCGAUUAGACAAAUGUUUAUUUGGAAAUAUCUAAUUGUGUACAGUACUCGAAUUGAGGUAACAUUUUAUCGUCGAUCCUAGCCAGCGGGGCUUGUGCCGCAGUCGAGUGUGGAGACGGUUACGGCCCGAUGGAUUCACGAACCAAGAGUUCUGUUGUGUCGGCCGCCGGUUCGUCGGUUCACGGGCGUCGAGCAAAAAGGCCUUAGCACCGUGUUCGUUGUAAAAUUCGCGUUUUUAAAGUAAAGUAAUGAUUAAUGUUGUUUGACAAUCGGUGCUACGGUUUCGUUGUGAUACAAAAUAUUGUGAUGUUUGAAGAGUUUUUCAUUGUUUUUUCGUAUUCGUAGGCUCGGGGCUGCGGGAGUGUGAGCUAGCGGAGGCCGAUUCUAUAUAUGUUGAGAAUGUUUGCGCAGAUAGCGUCACGCUAUCGACCCUUUAUUAGCACAGAUCAGUUAGAUUGAGGAAUUGCUACGUAAUGUAGUUACAGUUUUAUGUGCUACCAAGACUGUUACAUGUUAUAAUAUAAAAUGCUCCAAUGUUGGAUUUAUUUUAAAAUCUUUUGUUAAUGAUCCGCUCGAGCACAUUCCCGUGGAUCCAACUAAAAUGAGGACGGACAGCAUAGCUUUAAAGUAAGUCCGGACGACUAGUGUAUCCGCUUACACAUUGCUUUUGAUAAUCAUAACAUAGUAUUUAUGUUUCGACUUAUAACUCGGAAGUAUCAUUGAUACGGGACACGACGUGACAUUAUGUUCGGAUACGGAACCCAUUUGUAACUAUAUAACAAUAAAUUCUGUCCAAUU
Messenger RNA from Zerene cesonia (dogface butterfly), 2954 nucleotides. It is a transcript of the gene Kap-alpha3, whose product is annotated as importin subunit alpha-3. Gene Ontology annotation, biological process: NLS-bearing protein import into nucleus. Gene Ontology annotation, cellular component: cytoplasm; nucleoplasm; nucleus. Gene Ontology annotation, molecular function: nuclear import signal receptor activity; protein binding. The record is from RefSeq and is a predicted model, not a curated record. The transcript has 6 exons. NCBI's taxonomy places the organism in Eukaryota, Metazoa, Arthropoda, Insecta, Lepidoptera, Pieridae. The coding region runs from base 207 to 1754 and encodes 515 amino acids.